CUGCCACCUGAUCCGAUAAGCAAACCUCGCGAGUCCCCCCCAGCCCAUCAUCAUCGUCCAGCCCGCCCCCCGGCCUCCCCGGCUUGUCUUCUCCAGCUCGCUGCCUACUCGCUGCCUGCAUCGGCCCACGCCCGUCCCUGUCGAACCCACCGCCAUGGCAUCCUCGCAGUCGCGACUCAUCGUCGUCUCCAACCGCCUGCCUGUCACCAUCACCAAGAACGAAAAUGGCUGGAAGUUUGUCAUGUCCUCGGGCGGACUCGUCUCUGGCCUCUCGGGUCUGAAGUCCGAGCAGGAUUUUACCUGGAUCGGAUGGCCAGGUCUGGAGAUCCCUGAGGACGAGCGUGAGACCGUUACCUCCCAGCUGGCCGAGCAGUAUCACUGCGUCCCCGUCUUCAUCUCGGACGACAUUGCCGACAAGCACUACAACGGCUUCUCCAACAGCAUCCUGUGGCCGCUCUUCCAUUAUCACCCCGGAGAGAUCACCUUCAACGAGGAACACUGGGAGGCCUACCAGGCGGCGAACGAGGCCUUUGCCGAGUCCAUCAGCAAGAUUGUCCAGGACGGCGACCUGGUCUGGGUCCAAGACUACCAUCUGAUGCUGCUUCCUGCCAUGCUGCGCUCCCGUCUGUCCCAGUCUGUCAAUGUCAAGAUCGGCUGGUUCCUGCACACCCCGUUCCCCUCCUCGGAGAUUUACAGAAUCCUCCCUGUGCGCAAGCAGAUCCUCCUCGGCGUCUUGCAGAGCGAUCUCUUGGGCUUCCAUACGUACGACUAUGCCCGCCACUUCCUGAGCUCCUGCACGCGCAUCCUGGGUCUCCCGACCAUGCCCAACGGUGUCGAGUUCGAGGGCAGGCCCGUCCACAUCGGCACCUUCCCCAUCGGCAUUGAGCCCAACAAGUGGCUGGAGGGAUUGAAGCGCCCCUCUGUUCAGGAGCGCAUGCAGAGGCUCAAGGAGAAGUUUGGCAACACCAAGCUGCUCGUCGGCGUCGACCGCCUGGACUACAUCAAGGGUGUCCCCCAGAAACUGCAUGCCUUGGAGCUCUUCCUGGCCAAGCAUCCCGAAUGGCAAGAGAAGGUCGUCUUGAUCCAGGUUGCCGUGCCUUCACGUCAAGAUGUCGAGGAGUACCAGCAUCUGCAAACCGUUGUCAACGAGCUUGUCGGUCGCAUCAACGGCCGUUUCGGCACGGUCGAGUUCACUCCCAUCCACUUUAUUCACAAGUCGGUCAACUUUGAGGAGCUGGUUGCACUCUAUGCUGUUGCCGACGCCUGCAUUGUCUCCUCGACUCGCGAUGGAAUGAACCUCGUUUCGUACGAAUACGCUGCCUGCCAGCAGGAGAAGCACGGCGUCCUGAUCCUUUCUGAGUUUGCUGGCGCCGCCCAGAGUCUCAACGGAUCCAUUAUCGUCAACCCUUGGAACACCGAGGAGCUCGCCCAAGCCUACUUUGAUGCGGUCACGAUGCCGGACGAUGUGAGGGAGGCCAACCACAACAAGGUGUUCAAGUACAUCUCCAAAUACACCGCCGGAUACUGGGGUCUUACCUUUGUCAACGAGCUCACUCGCAUCAAGCAAACCCAGGAACUCAAGAAGCUGAUACAUCUGGACGUCGAUGACGUUGUCAACCGAUGCGCCAGCGCCACCAAGAAGCGGCUCGUGCUCUUUGACUACGACGGCACCUUGACGCCCACCCACAAGCUGCCCGAGUUUGCGAGACCCUCGGUCGCCACGCUCGAGAACCUCCAGAAGCUGGUUGCCAACCCCAACGUUUAUCUCUACAUCCUCUCGGGCCGCUCGCGUGUCCACCUCGACCAAUGGUUUGGCGAACUGCCCGUGGGUCUGUCGGCCGAGCACGGCUGCUUUGUCAAGCACCCACCCCGUGUCCGCUCCGAGCUCGAUGAGAUUGACUCGAGCAAGACCAUUGCAGCGGUGGAGUCACUCUUGGCCUCAGGGGCGAACGAGGACACUCGCAUCCAGUAUCCCGAUGGCUGGAUCAGCCUUGUGGAUCAGACCUUUGAGAUGACCCAGACUUGGAGAGACACGGUCCGCCCUCUCUUCCAGUACUUUACCGAGCGUACUCCGGGCAGCUUCAUCGAGGAGAAGGAGCUGAAUCUGACCUGGCACUACCACGGAGCCGAUCUUGAGUUUGGCAACUGGCAGGCCUCGGAGCUCCAGGCCAACCUCGAGAAGGUCCUGACGCACAAUCCUGUCACGAUCGUCAAGGGUAACAAGACCCUCGAGAUUCGCCCCUCUGCCGUUGACAAAGCGAGCGCCUGCAGGCUGAUCAUGCGCGACCUCGGCGUCGCCCAAGGCGAAGUGGACUAUGUCUUGGUCGUCGGCGACGGCAAGACGGAUGAGGUUGUCUUUGAGCUGAUCAACAAGACCCAGGCCACCUUUGACGCCCAGGAGCCUGCCAGCGAGGAUGUCCCCGCCCCCGCCAUCACCACCUUCACCACGACCGUCGGCAAGAAGCAGACCGUUGCCAACCACUUCCUCGAGAACGUCCGCGAGGUCGACUGGCUGCUCUACUCGCUCGCCGAGAAGAGGUUUUAAAGCGCAACGGACCAGCAGCAAGCGCUGUGAUCGCCUCCCUCUCCCUCGUCCUCCGAGUGAACAGGAUUAGGCACACGAGCUCCUGGCAUUUCGACUUGAUAUGCUCUUUGUCCUCCCCUCCCCCUCCAUUUUAUAUCCCGUUCUCUCCUUUAUCUCUUGUCUUUUUUUUUGCUCCGUAACGAACCUUUAAACUCCCACUUUGUGUCUUGUUAGAUUCCGGUACCGUGCGCGCUUUGACUGGAUGGAUCCUGCCGUGAGUCUCUUGCUUUACAGGCAAUCCAAUAAAAAACGGGACACCCGGGAUUUUGACCAUUCA
Messenger RNA from Polychytrium aggregatum, 2861 nucleotides. Its product is annotated as glycosyltransferase family 20-domain-containing protein. The transcript is spliced from 10 exons. The record is from RefSeq and is a predicted model, not a curated record. Gene Ontology annotation, molecular function: alpha,alpha-trehalose-phosphate synthase (UDP-forming) activity. Gene Ontology annotation, cellular component: alpha,alpha-trehalose-phosphate synthase complex (UDP-forming); cytosol. The coding region runs from base 155 to 2545 and encodes 796 amino acids. Gene Ontology annotation, biological process: trehalose biosynthetic process. Lineage: Eukaryota; Fungi; Chytridiomycota; Chytridiomycetes; Polychytriales.